This is a messenger RNA of Cylas formicarius (sweet potato weevil), 2776 nucleotides long. RefSeq lists its product as uncharacterized. Gene Ontology annotation, biological process: sensory perception of smell; detection of chemical stimulus involved in sensory perception of smell. Lineage: Eukaryota; Metazoa; Arthropoda; Insecta; Coleoptera; Brentidae. The transcript has 6 exons. Gene Ontology annotation, cellular component: plasma membrane. The record is from RefSeq and is a predicted model, not a curated record. Bases 108 to 1295 code for a protein of 395 amino acids. Gene Ontology annotation, molecular function: odorant binding; olfactory receptor activity.
UUACUAGUCCGCAGUCCAGCUAUCGAAUAUUGACUGCAUUUCUCACAAUUCAGCGAGAGAAGUUCGUUGCAGUUUCGACGUUCCCAAGGAUAACUGAAGAAGGGCACAUGGCCGCGGGCACCAAGAGACACCCAUCGAUAUUGACUUUCGCGCGGUAUUCCAUGAGUUCGGUCGGUUUCUGGAAGUACCCCAACCAAAAGUAUCCCCUGAAACUCUUCUAUCAUUUCUAUUCCGCUUUCUUUAUAUUCUAUUACGUAACAUACACCGUUUCCGCUUGCACCCAAUUCACCAUUACUCUAACUGCCGCGUCAGCCUUCGACUCGGCGAUGAUCAAGCAACUGUCCUUCGUCAUCACUAUCCUAAUAAGUUUCUACGUUAUUAUGGUGUGCCACAGCAAGACUUUUAACAAGAACAUCUCGCACAUCGUCCGUGAAGAAAGAAGCAUGCUGCAAAGCGACGACGCCGACGUUAUAAAAUUCCACCUUCAACAGAUCCGUAACUGCAACGCCAUGAACGCGAUCGUCUCGAUAUUGGCAUUCGGUACUGGAUUCGCCAUGGCUUUGGAAAAUUAUCUGAUCAACGUGAAAGUGGCACGCUACAACAAAGACCACAACACCACCUUAGAGCGUCCGCUGCUCAUCGAUCUCUACUAUUUUAAAAUAGACAAACACAAACGCUGCGAUUUGCUGUUGGUCUUUGCCGAAAUGAGCUUUGCUUUUAAUACUCUAAUUAUGCUGUCUCCCAAACUCAGCAUUUACGCCUGCGUAAUAUUCACCUCGUCCCUGUUGAAGCAACUGCAGAUCAGAUUCAGUAAAUUAGGUCUGGGUCGGGAGGACACGCUGACAUCUUUGAAACACCUCGUGAGGGAACAUCAGAAAAUUAUUGCAUUUGUGAUCCAGCUAAACGCUUCUAUGAAAUUUCUGAUAUUGCUGGAGUAUCUUCUAAAUUCGCUGAAUGUGGCCGCAGUCUCCGUUCAGUUCAUCACGUACGAGAAGAAGAUGUUACUCAUGCCCUGCUUUUACAUCUUCUUUCUGCUGGUUCAAGUUUUCACCAUGGGGAUAAGCGCCAACGAAAUCAAAGCUCAAAGUCUUGCUCUAUCGGACGCCAUAUACUCUAGUCCGUGGCAGGAGCAAAACGAAUCUGUCAAGAAAAUAUUAUUGAUUGUGAUUGGGAGAACUCAGAGACCUUUGAUGUUAACUAUAGGCCCAUUCGGUCCGAUGGUUAUAGAUUCGGCACUAGCUAUCUGCAAGGCGUCAUAUUCAUACGUCACGCUGAUGAUGCACAACGUCCAGUAGAUAUAUGCAACUGAGUUUGGUAAAAUUUGAUUCAAUAAUACAAAUUCAGUCCUAAUAAACUAGUUAGUUUAGUUACAUUUCAAUCCAAUUAACGGCCUCAAUUAUUCGAAACUUCAACUUGUGGAACUAUUAACAAACAAACAAGAUUCAUCGUUGAUAUUGCCAUCAGUUAAAUAUGAGUCCUUUUGGAUUCUUGCAAUGUUUUUCUUCAACGUUUAUUACAAGAACACGUGAUUAUAAUAGUCCUUACGGAUAAUUGGAAACUGAAAUCAUUUAAUGCUGUAAUUGGUAGCUUUUGCCCUAGUGUGCUAUAAUUAAUACCAUUUGGCAGUUUGAAUCUUAUUCUGUCAGGAUCAUCGACCUCAAUAAUAAUUUGUAUCUUCUCAUUUCGAAAAAUCCGAACUUGUGUGUUGUUAGGUUGCUCAAAAAUGACUGAGUUAUUUUAGAUCAUUUCUUGUUCCAUUGGUCGAAAAAUAGGUAUCACCCAAACCGUCGUAAAUGAUUUGAUUCGGCAUAAAACAUAAUGAACUAAAUUUUUAUUUUUAUAAGUUGUUUCUGUUAAAAUGGUCUUUACUUUUUUUUAUUUUUCUAAUCAUCACUUUUUAUAUAAAUUGAGAUAAAACAAAGCUUAAAGCAAAGUUUAAAAAGAACACCCUAUAUUUUAUUGCAUUUUUGGAUAGUCUUUUCAAGGACAAAUUCAACGAUAUAUAUGAAUCCAUAUUCAUGUCUGUGAUAAACAUUGUUGGGUUACUUAUGAACAUUUAACUUUUUUCCAUAUAAUACUUUCACAAAAAUAAUGCUUUAGGCAAUGAUCAAAUUUAAAAUAUUCUCUAAAAAUACGCGGUGUCGCUACGUUUCGCAAAAUGAUGCCUUUCUCGAUUUUCUUAAAUGAGACACACUGUAUAUCAUUGGAUUGUCGAAUAGCCUGUUCACCGUACUGCUCGUAUAAAUACACAUAACAUACAUAAAACAUAACACAUAAAAGUGAGGUGCUUUAUUGUUUGUUAACAUAAUAACAAAGACCUGUUUAAUUAACUGUGAUGUAUUAGCGUAUUAAUUAGAGUAAUAACAUGUUUGUUCUGUGCUUAUAAAUUUAAAUUGGACGUGAAUUGUUUUUUUUUUCCUUUCUGUUCUGAAAAGUUUCUGUAAUUUUAUGUGUAAAGGAAGGCAAAUCAGUAUUAUAGCUACACGGUGUUGCGAAAUAUUUAUAUAAAAAAUGUUGUUCUUUCCUUAAUUUCACAAAUAAAAUGGGACUUGGUAAGCAAAAACUUGAAGAAAAUAUAAUAAAUGCAGGCUUUCAAAACUCGCUUUUUCGAGAUAUAUGCCCCUACCAAUAGGUUUAUUACCUACUCGUUGAAAAUGAACACGAAUUCCACUGCGAUAUAUAGUUAUCUCUUACUUUCACGAACAAACUUCAGAAAACGAAUGUUCAGAACUCCCCCUCUCCCGUGAAAAAUGUAACAGCGACAAAUUAUAUCCUC